AUGACUUCCAGAUCUGAAGCAGAGACUCAAUCUACUUCAGAGAGCGAACAACCAUCCACAAAUCAUCUCUUUCCUUUUCAACUCGGUGACAUCAUCAUGACCAGCCUUCAUUGUGAAAGUAUCCUUAACGGCCCGGCCUUAUCACCCAACCGCCUCAGGAAGCCCAAAAAAGUGAGAUGUCGCACCUGGAUGCGCAGAAACUCCAACGAAUCUAUCCAAAACAAGGUCUAUGAAGUGGUAGAAGGAGCCACUAGCCUUUGCUUCUCGGAUGAUGGGUCCUGGUUUCAGGGCAACAUUUUGCCACCUAAGCACUGCGUUUAUAAGAUCAUCGGUAAUCGCAUUGACACCGUCAAGGAAACCUCAACACAGGUUACGCCCUCACCUGCUGACAGUGGCUAUGCGUCCCCGCCAAAGGAUCCUGAGGCCUGCAAACCAGGAGAACGUCAGAGUUAUACGUCUUACAAUUCAACCUGCUCAAAUUCCGACUCGGAUCUUGAUCCAGAUUUGGUUCAGGCCGUUAUGGAUCAAUGGGACCUUGAAGAUGACGAUUCCGAUCUUGAGGAUGGCGAAAACCCACCCAACGUCGAGUUUUACAGGGUGACGGUGGCGGAUUUUGAAACCGGCAUCAAUUAUCGACUGAAUGGUGUGAAGGUGAUUCGAAAGAACUCGGAAUGUGAGAUCAAGUCUGACAAACUCAAGUUCAAGUCUGAGAAGUGCCUCAAAGGAGCAUUAGCCGAUCAAGCCUUGGUAAACCAAAUGGGACCCUCUUUCGCUGACCAGAAUUUGACGGUGUUCAAGGGUGAUGUCACAUUCAAAUAUCAGGAUCAAGUUUGCAAUCCCGUCAACGUCAUUGAAUCAAAAUGGUGCCUUUGAAGAUGAAAGGAUUUGAAUUAAGUCGAACUUGUCAUAUCAUAAUCGUUUGUAUAUUUCGUAUCGAGACGAGAAUUUCCAUCAGAAUCGAAAUCACUUUCACGCACGCUCAUCCUCCAAUUUCUGAAAACUAUCUUCCCUUACCAUGUGCUUUAUUAUUCAAACCAAUUUCACAAGCUCUAAUCUGCCGCCUGAAACACUUUUGGUUGAAAAUAUCCUGAAUAAAGAACUGAACAUUA
Molecule: messenger RNA, 1109 nt
Organism: Tigriopus californicus
Lineage: Eukaryota; Metazoa; Arthropoda; Copepoda; Harpacticoida; Harpacticidae
Exons: 2
Coding region: 1-873 (290 amino acids)
Source: RefSeq, a predicted model, not a curated record